Molecule: messenger RNA, 1387 nt
Organism: Agrilus planipennis (emerald ash borer)
Lineage: Eukaryota; Metazoa; Arthropoda; Insecta; Coleoptera; Buprestidae
Product: cell wall protein RBR3
Exons: 3
Coding region: 265-1257 (330 amino acids)
Source: RefSeq, a predicted model, not a curated record
GUAGGCAUAGGAUAACAGUUAGUUAAUCCAUGCAAUUCGAACUGAAUCCAAAUAAGCCUUCACAAGGUAAUAUUUAUAGAGUUCGAGGACCUUAUGCUACCUUCCUUGUAGCGGUUCUUUGUACAAGAAACUCCCACCUUGGUCUUAAAGAUGCUUCUGAUGGAGCUGUGGUACGAUCAUUAUUGCAAAGAUCUUCUUGCACUGCACUUACUGCAGCUGCAAAGUAAUAAAGUUCGAAUGCGAUAGAUUUUUACAAAAGGGAAAAUGUUUUAUAAAAGCACAUUAUUGUUUGCGCUUCACUAUUUGUUUUCAUUUUUAUUAAUAAACGUGGAAACCGCACCUCGAAGUAGAUCAAAAUCUUCAGGGCAACAAUCCACCACGUUUGAUCAAAAGCAAACUGGCGAAUAUAAUAUACAACUGCACCUAAAAGAUUUUAAUGUGAUUGCUGUAGUGGCAGAUGAAGCUUUUAGUGACCUGGGGGAUUACGAAUAUAAUUAUGACUACUCAGACUUGACAAUAAAGCCGUCUUCGUCCACUUCUAAACCGACUUCGACAGCAGUACCUUCUACAUCCCAGAACCUUUCAUCUCCAAAAACAUCGACUGCGAUUCUUACCACCACAACGAAAGCAACAUCCCAUCUUCCUACAAUCCGUCCCGAAAAUCAUCAUGUCCCUCAAAAGCCGGUGGUUAAUCAGAUUUUCGUACCAACUCAUCAUGAUGGUCCUUACAACAAACCAACUACUCAUAAUUCUUUACCAACAUCUUCCAUUACACCUAAUCUUCCACCAAUUACAAUAUCAUCCACCUCCCCGAAAUCCACAACUGUAAAAUUAGAAAUUACCAGUCAAAGAUCGAGUUCCUCUCCUUCAAGCGUUACACAACAAUCCCUUAAACAAACUUCAACGAUCUCAACUAUUCUAAAACAACAGGAUGAAUCUCAAUCGAGUUCAAAUGCUCAAACUGAAAUUCCGAAGAAAACAACAGAAAAUCAGGAAGAUAGUUUAGACAAUGGACAAGAUUCUAUCAUACAUGUUUUACAGUCUAAUAAUGAACCUAGUGGAGAUGACGAAAAUCCAUCAAUUGUUCUAGGAGAAGUAAUGCACUAUAGAAAAUGCUCAGUUGGAUUUGCUAGGGAUAAAAGAGGACGUUGCAGGAGAAUAAGAAAACCCGUUCCUCAACUUUCAUUUGAUAUUACACGAUUAGCAUCCGGUCUUGCAGCUAAGUUUCGAAGACAAGAAGGUGAAGCUCAACAGUAAUUAACUGGAACUAAGAUAAAAAAAUGAUAUAAACGAUAUAGAGCAUAAUGAAAGACUUAUUUAAAUAAACUCAACUUUGUAAAUAACUUUGUGAUUUUUGAAACGAAAUAAAGUACGUUAUAAAUUAAUA